Messenger RNA from Staurois parvus, 2061 nucleotides. The record is from the annotation of a GenBank genome assembly. NCBI's taxonomy places the organism in Eukaryota, Metazoa, Chordata, Amphibia, Anura, Ranidae.
AGCUACUUCCUAACAGAUUGGAUUGGCAGGGCAGUGAACACAGUAGGACAUAUGAGGAAAUGGUAUCGGCUAACAAGUGUGUAGCUCCGGACCAUUUGCUGAAAUUGUGUCAGAGUUUAACAACAUUUCUUGAUAACCACUCUCCAGCAAACCUAUCCAGAGCACGUUCCCUGCUUGGCCUUGUCAAACCAUCAUUACGUACAGAAAAAGGUCACAGAAAUGCUCAGUGGAGCCAGAAAUCCUUUGCCACUCUUCAGCGCGGGAGGCCACCAGAAGUGUCUGUUACCAGGAAGAAACCACCGUUUGUUGUGGAUGUGCAUCAGGGGAAACAUCUUACCGGAGCCACGCAGUUCGCUUCUGCAUUUCCUGUAACAAUGUACCAGCAGAUCAAGAUGCAGAAGAGGAUUCUAGGUCACCUUUCUUCUGUUUACUGUGUUGCAUUUGACCGCACGGGUCAAAGAAUUUUUACUGGCUCAGAUGACUGCUUGGUGAAGAUCUGGUCUGCACUUGAUGGCCGGCUGCUAGCUACUCUAAGAGGUCACUCAGCUGAGAUCUCUGAACUUACUGUGAAUUGUGAAAACACUCUGAUUGCUGCUGCAAGCUGUGAAAAGAUUAUCCGAGUUUGGUCACUAAGAACGUGUGCUCCUGUGGCUGUACUGCAAGGUCAUUCUGUGUCCGUAACCUCUUUGCUUUUCAGCCCACUGGUCAAAGGUGCUCUGCGGUACUUGGUGUCUACAGGAGGAGAUGCAACUGUCUGCCUGUGGCAAUGGGAUGUCUACACCUUGCAGUUCAGUGAUCGGCCUGUGAAAUUUAUAGAGAAAUCUGGACCUGGUGUUCAGAUGCUUUGUUGUUCCUGCAGUGUUGGUGGAAUGUUUAUGGCUGUUGGUGGCAGCGACCACGCUAUCAGAAUAUAUUAUUUUGGCAAUGAAACACCAGAGAAAGUGUCAGAGCUGGAGGGCCACACAGACAUAAUUGACAGUAUCCUCUUCUCAUUCAACAGUGAAAGGUUCGUCAGUGGAAGUAAAGACGGAACAGCUCAGAUAUGGGGCUUGAAACAACAGGAAUGGCACACUAUUACUCUUGAUAUGAGUGUUAAUGUGGAGGACAGAUACAAAUGCAACGAUAUUCCACAAUAUUCUAAACCAAAAGUCCUCAUGAUUGCAUGGGAUCUAACUGACAGUUUUGUUGUGACUGCGUGUAGUUCCCACCUGCUCAAGGUCUGGGAUUCACAUACUGGCAGCCUACUACAUGUUCUGAAGGGUCAUCAAAACGACAUUUUUGUCUUGGAGCCUCAUCCAUUUGAUCACAGGGUGAUGUUAUCUGCAGGGUAUGAUGGAAACCUCUUCCUAUGGGACAUCGUUAAUGGUGUUAAAGUAAUGCAUUGCUUCAAUGCGAUUGAAGGACAAGGGCACGGUGCCAUUUUGGACUGCAAACUGUCCAACAAUGGGCAGCACAUGGCGGGUACAGAUUCCCAUGGACAUCUACUGAUUUUUGGCUUUGGCAGCAGUAAAGUAUAUGAUAAGAUUCCAGAUCAAAUGUUCUUCCACACAGACUACAGACCUCUUUGUCGUGAUGCAAAUCAUUUUGUCCUUGAUGAACAAACCCAACAAGCUCCUCACCUCAUGCCACCACCUUUUCUGGUAGAUGUUGAUGGAAACCCACAUCCAACCAAGUACCAGCGCCUGGUACCUGGGAGGGAAAACUGUGCGGAUGAGCACCUGAUUCCUCAGCUGGGAUACAUGGAGACUAGUGAUGGUGAAGUUGUGGAACAAGUAAUCAGCCAGCAGACAAACUAUGAUCACCAAAACCAAGAACCUAGCAUCCUGGAUGGGAUGAUCAGACGGCUACAACUGCAGCAGGAUCAGAGACGCGGCCUAGGAACAAGAGCCUAGUUCCAGCAGACAGGCUCCCCUGGGAGAUUCUGGAAGAAGAGACAUUAUAUCUCCUCCGAAUAUUGGUCUAAGACGCAGUGGACAGGUGGAGGGCGUCCGUCAGAUGCAUCACAAUUCACCCCGUAGUCAAAUCGCCACCGAGAGAGAUCUGUUAGCUUGGAAAAGGAGA